Molecule: messenger RNA, 3009 nt
Organism: Cannabis sativa
Lineage: Eukaryota; Viridiplantae; Streptophyta; Magnoliopsida; Rosales; Cannabaceae
Product: KH domain-containing protein HEN4
Exons: 8
Coding region: 325-2694 (789 amino acids)
Biological process (GO): regulation of gene expression
Cellular component (GO): nucleus; cytoplasm
Molecular function (GO): mRNA binding
Source: RefSeq, a predicted model, not a curated record
UACGACGAAAUGCGACUCACGUGCACAACCAAUCAACCAAUACAUAACAAUACUAAUAUUUCAUCUAAGCGCAUAGCGCACCCUAUACCCAGUUCUACGGCGCAAUUUAGCACAAAACACACCUCUCUUUCUUUCUCUAUCUUCAUCUUUAACCUUUUCCCCUUCAACCCAAGAAAAAACCCAUUAUAAACUCAAAGUCUCCGCUCUCUUGGAGACCGAGGAAGCCAUAAGAACCUAAGAUAACUAUAGAGCGAGAAACUGGGGUUGGAGUUAUCUAUAUAUUUUUAGAGAGAGAAAGUGUGUGUGAUUCCGUACAGUGAGAUUAUGGGAAGUGGUUCAGCAACUCUCCCAGCCAAGCGUUCCGUAAUGUCCGAUCCCACCUCUCUUAACGGAUCCUCGAAACGAUCGAAGAAGCCUCCUUCGUCGCAGCAGCAGCAACAACAACCUCUCGUUGUUCCUCCUGGACACGUGGCCUUCCGCCUGCUCUGCCACGCGUCGAGGAUCGGAGGCGUGAUUGGGAAGGCCGGCAGUGUGAUCAAGCAGCUACAGCAGGCUACUGGGUCUAAGAUUCGGGUCGAAAAUGCCCCCGAAGAGUCUCCGGACCGGGUCGUCGCGGUGGUUGCGCCGAGUUCUGUGGUGGGGAAAAUUUCGCUGAAGAGUCCAAUUGGGGGUGAUGGGUUUGAUUUUGGAGGUGGGGAAGAGAUGGAUGCGUCUAAGGCCCAGGAGGCUCUUCUGAGGGUUUUUGAUCGGAUUCUUGAGGUUGCGGCGGAGACCGGCGCUGUUGGUGCUAGUAUCGGCGUUGUGUCGUGCCGGUUGCUGGUGGAUGCUGCUCAGGCCGGGUCGGUAAUUGGAAAGGGAGGGAAGAUUGUGGAGAAGAUAAGGAAGGAUUGUGGGUGUAAAAUUAGGGUUUUGACUGAGAUGUUGCCGGCUUGUGCUGACUCCACUGAUGAGAUGAUUGAGAUAGAAGGGAGUGUUUUGGCUGUUAAGAAAGGACUUGUUGCUGUCUCUCGGCGUGUUCAAGAUUGUCCAUCGGUUGAUAAGUCAAAAGCUGUUGUUGGUAGCAGACAACUUGAAACUUUAGUUCCUCAAGAGGCUUUACCUGAUCUGCGUAUGGAACAUCUUUCUCACAGAAAUUUGAUGAUGCCUACUUAUACUAUUAGCUCCCUUAGUCUGCCUACCAGCUCCAUCGGUUAUGUUUCUGGGGUUCGUCCCUUGGCGUUGGAGUCUGAAAGGAUCCCAGCAAUUGAAGAAAAAGUUCAACAACAGGAGGUUUCUUUCAGAAUUCUUUGUGAAAAUGCUAGGAUUGGGAGUGUAAUUGGAAAGGGAGGUUCAGUUAUUAGGGCUCUUCAGAAUGAUGCUGGUGCUAAUGUAAGUGUUGGAGUGUCAGUGGCUGAUUGUGAUGAACGAUUGAUAACAAUUUCUGCAUCAGAGAACCCUGAAUCAAGGUAUUCGCCAGCUCAAAAGGCCGUGGUUCUCGUUUUCUCAAGGUUUUUAGAUGCUAGCUCUGAAAAGGGGCAAGAUUCUGAUUUCAAUAAAGGCUCAUCUGUUACUGCACGGCUUGUUGUCCCAUCAAAUCAAGUUGGUUGUUUAUUGGGUAAAGGAGGUUCAAUAGUUUCCGAAAUGCGGAAGGUAACUGGUGCUAACAUAAGAGUAAUAGGGGGAGACCAGGUCCCAAAGUGUGCCACAGAGAAGGAUGUAGUGGUACAGAUAUCAGGAGAUUUUUCAAGUGUGCAAGAUGCAUUGUACAAUGCCACUGGUAGAUUAAGGGAUAACCUUUUAUCCAGUAUAGUAAACAGUGCUGCAACAAGGAAUGCUUCGACUUUGCUAACUAAUACUAGCCCCUAUGCAAGAAUGAGGGACCCUGCCCCUCCUACAAUAAAUACUUCACCGCCAAUUGGUGUUCAUAGUUUCACUCAACAUUCUACACUUGGUCAACGCGUAGAUCAUCUUGGACUUUCUCACGCUUUAAAUCAUUCUUCUCCAAGACAAUGGGAAUCACAGAUGAUGGCUGGAAUUAGUACAAGGGGAUUCUCUGAAGCUGGUGGUGGAUUCUCUGAUGCUGUUAGGGGACUCUCAGAAGCUGGCGGGGGAUUCUCUGAUGCUGUUAGGGGAUUCUCUGAAUCUGGUGGAGGAUUCUCUGAUGCUGUUAGGGGAUACUCUGAAGCUGGCAGGGGAUUCCCUGAUGCUGUUAGGGGGUUUUCUGAUGCUGGCGGGGGAUUCUCUGAUGCUGACAGGGGAUUUUCUGAUUCUGGCAGAGGAUUCACUGAUGCAGGCAGGGGAUUCGUUGAUGCUGGCAGGGGAUUCGCUGAUACUGGCAGGGGAUUUUCUGAUGCCGACAGGGGUUUCUCUGAUUCUGGCAGGGAUUUCUCUGAUGCGAUCAGGGGAUUCUCUGAUGCUAGCAGGGCAUUAAGUUCUCUAAAAGGUGGCUUGGAACUGGCCGGCAGUGGAAGCAAAUCAGCUAUUGUAACAAAUACAACCGUAGAGAUCAUAGUUCCUGAAAAUGCUAUUGGCUCUGUGUAUGGGGAGAAUGGGAACAACUUGACUCGACUAAGACAGAUUUCAGGUGCCAGGGUCAUUGUGCACGAACCACGUCCUGGAACAAGUGAUAGGAUCAUAGUUAUCUCUGGUACACCCGAUGAAACCCAGGCAGCUCAGAGCUUGCUACAUGCUUUCAUUCUUACUGGACCUUCAUGACAACUUGUAGAGAAGUGAGAAGGAAACAAUUUAGGUCUAUUAACCGCAUACUCUCGUCUUCUCGGUCAAAGGGUCUUCACAGUACAAGGAAGAUGAUUGAGAUUUAAGGUAGGCCUAAUUCACAACUUUGGUGGUGGCAUGAAAAUUUCCAUUGAUCUCAUGAAAAUUACUAUCCAGCAUUUUAGACAUUAUGGCUGCUGGAGUGAGGUAUGUCGAAUACCCCAGAAUAUUAUUAUUAUUAUUAUUUAAGCGCUUUUCUUAAUUAUUAUGAUUGUUGUGAUACAUUGUUUUAAUAUUCAUGUUAUUCCUUUGUUA